AUGACCCUUACGAUAACGAGAAACAUAUCAACCCCUGCUUAUCAUGUGGAGCUUACCACUCGCACUCCACUUGUCGAUUCAGUAAUGCCAAGUGCCAUCCGUGUGGAAAAACUGGCCAUGUCCGGAGGGUACGCAAACAGCCAAUCAACCCAUAAGGACACAUGCCUUGUGCUUUCCUUACGGACUCAAAGAAAAUGUUCCAACAAUGCUGGAGGCAUGAAGGUUCAACCGAUUAAAUUGGAAGUUGACGGUGAGCUAAUCUUCAUGAAACGACGUAUGAUCCCAUAUGGUCAACGUGAAGGUGUGUUGAAUGACAUCAAGAAAAUGGAGUGUGUUGGUAUCUUCACUCGUCAAGCGCGUGGACAACAAUUGUGGUAG
This is a messenger RNA of Echinostoma caproni, 378 nucleotides long. The record is from the annotation of a GenBank genome assembly. Lineage: Eukaryota; Metazoa; Platyhelminthes; Trematoda; Plagiorchiida; Echinostomatidae.